AUGAUUUUAUCAAGAAAAAUGGUCGACGUUUUACGAAAAUCUUUUGCCAACAACAAUGAUCAUCAUUUGGAACAUCUUGUUUUUGUUUAUGGAACAUUGAAAAAAAAUCAACCAAAUCAUUCGGUAUUAUUUGAUCGAAAAAAUGGUCAAGCAAAAUUUGUUUGCAUUGGACAAACUGUCGAUCGUUGGCCAUUAGUGAUUGCAUCCAAAUAUAAUAUACCAUAUCUUUUAUAUAAAUCCAAUACUGGUCAUAAAAUUAAAGGCGAAAUCUAUGAAAUCGAUAACGAAAUGUUGAAAUUUCUUGAUGAAUUUGAAGGUCAUCCUCAAUAUUAUACACGACGACAGAUAUCGAUAUCAACCAAUAUCACUGACAAUGACGAUAAUCAUCAACAAAUUAUAAAACCAUGGGCCUAUUUUCUUGAUAAAUUCCGAUCCGAAAUGCUUCAAUUACCAAUGUAUGAUGAUUAUAAUAGUUAUGGUGAUCAUAAUCUUCGUUAUGUUGAAAGGUGUGAUCGUCAAUCAGGUCCAAAUUUAAAUUGUGGACAUACUGAAAAAUCUGAAGUUAUCAUUGAUUAACUAACUGCUUUUUGUUGAUUUUCUUUUUUUUCAGUGAACAAACCCAAAGUAUGGACGAUAUUUGAUUUGAUUAAAAUUAUUUGUGUUGAUGU
Dermatophagoides pteronyssinus (European house dust mite) is the source of this 668-nucleotide messenger RNA. Its product is annotated as gamma-glutamylaminecyclotransferase-like. Gene Ontology annotation, molecular function: gamma-glutamylaminecyclotransferase activity. NCBI's taxonomy places the organism in Eukaryota, Metazoa, Arthropoda, Arachnida, Sarcoptiformes, Pyroglyphidae. Gene Ontology annotation, cellular component: cytosol. The record is from RefSeq and is a predicted model, not a curated record.